This is a messenger RNA of Lathyrus sativus (Indian pea), 369 nucleotides long. The record is from the annotation of a GenBank genome assembly. NCBI's taxonomy places the organism in Eukaryota, Viridiplantae, Streptophyta, Magnoliopsida, Fabales, Fabaceae.
AUGGCGGAAGAGGGACAAGUUAUCGGUGUUCACACCGUGGAGGCUUGGAAGGAACAGCUCAAGAAGGGAGAUGAGUCAAAGAAACUGAUUGUGGUUGAUUUUACUGCUUCUUGGUGUGGUCCAUGCCGUUUCAUUGCUCCAAUUUUGGCAGAGAUUGCUAAAAAGCUUCCACAUAUCACUUUCCUUAAGGUUGAUGUGGAUGAAUUGAAGGUUGUUUCUGAGGAGUGGGGUAUUGAAGCUAUGCCAACAUUCCUCUUCUUGAAAGAAGGAAAAGUUGUGGACAAAGUUGUGGGUGCUAAGAAGGAGGAGUUGCAAUUGAAAAUUUCCAAGCAUGGUGCUGAUCCUUCUACUGCUACUGCUUCUGCUUGA